Molecule: messenger RNA, 795 nt
Organism: Sparassis crispa
Lineage: Eukaryota; Fungi; Basidiomycota; Agaricomycetes; Polyporales; Sparassidaceae
Exons: 2
Coding region: 1-795 (264 amino acids)
Biological process (GO): RNA catabolic process
Cellular component (GO): ribonuclease H2 complex
Source: RefSeq, a predicted model, not a curated record
AUGUCCACGUCUGCUGCUCCAGAAAUUAGAAUUGCGCAAAUAAAGGGAUCUAUUCCGACAUGCACGCCCAACCUCAUGCCCUUCCACAUAGCCUACGCCGGCCCCGCCCCCAUCUCGACGUACUUUCGCGUCAAACCUGCACCACCGCUUACCUAUGGUAAAGAAGCUACACCCCGGAUCACGCCGAGCUCCAGUGGAGACUCCACACCUCCUUCUGCGGAUGCACAGACCGCAUCAGGUUCUUCACAGUCCACUCUGGUCGCUAGCUCCUCCACCGCGUCAAUACCUGCGACAUCGGUAACCUCCUUGGACACUGCCGUAGAUGUCGAGAUGGUGGAGGAGGGAAACUCAUUACUAAACACGAGCAAACGUUUCGUGGCUGCAUUCAGAGGCCGGAUAAUGCAGGGUCUAACGGUGGAACUGCCCCAGGGAUACGCUGGGAUCGUCUUGCGGACGCCGGACGACGGGAAGGACAAACACGCUGGAGCGAGCAGAGACGUGGAGUUGGAGAGAGAAAAGGCAAGAGAUAAGGGUAAGAAAGCGGGCAAGCGCAGUACCCGUCGCUCGCGUGCCACGGAAGUGGACCCUGGAGAGGAUGGAGACACUGGGGACUUCAAUAUGGAAGCUGCAUGGGACCACGAUGCUCCAUCACGAGUUCUGGAACCAACAUCCUCUUUCUCCUCUUUCGUCCUGUGGCACCCCGACAUUCCCGUAGAUGAGGGCAAGGAUGAAUACCUGCGCUCGUUGACCGAUUGGACCAGGUUGGCAGCCGAGAUACACCGAUGUGAGGAUUGA